Messenger RNA from Marmota monax (woodchuck), 3622 nucleotides. RefSeq names its product stabilizer of axonemal microtubules 5 (gene Saxo5). NCBI's taxonomy places the organism in Eukaryota, Metazoa, Chordata, Mammalia, Rodentia, Sciuridae. The record is from RefSeq and is a predicted model, not a curated record. The transcript has 8 exons. The coding region runs from base 1 to 1701 and encodes 566 amino acids.
AUGGCAGGCACCAACCGAAAGAUCAUCCCUCCACUUUCCCUGGGGGCAGGCACAGCUGGGCCUGUAUUCUGGUGUCCGCCACCCCCCACCCACCCCCAGCGCAGUGCUUGGUGUCAGGAAAGGAGUCAAAGGCAGCAUUGUCCUCCGUGUCCACUGGCUCAGUCUCGUGUCUUUGCCCCCUCGCAUGUGGCACAAUGUCCGGUGCUAGCAGCGAGCGCCCUCCUGCCGUGCCCGAUGUCCCAACUGGACUUCCUCAAGGCCUCGCACUUCGCACUGGGGCCGGACUCCCGGCUGCACCGGGGCGCCAUGCAGUCCACGAUGCACCGGGACUUCCCGGCCCACCCGAGCCCCACCCCGAAGCAGCCGAGGGCGCCGCCUCCACUCUCGGUGCUCUUCCAACACAACGCGAGCCGGGCGGGACCGGAGCAGGUGUCGGAGAUGCACCGCGAGUUCACGCCACGGGACGUGAAGCCCCCGGAGGAGACGCGGGAGCGCACGCUCGCCAUGCAGUCCAGCAACCUGCGCAUGCACGCGGACGAGCGCACCGGCGUCGGCUUCUCCAACGCGCGCGCCGCCUACGGCUGGCCCGAGCAGCCCGCGCACCCCCGCGAGCUGAUACGCGGCGCGCGCCUCAUCUUCGACCGCGACUCGCUGCCGCAGGGAGACCGAGACCAGCUGCGCGUCCCGCCCACCACGCAUCAGGAGCUCUACCCGCCUCAGGACGUGUGCCCGCCGCCGCGCGCGCCUUGCUACCACCUCGGUGGUCCCAACACCCUCAAGUGGGGCUACAAGAAACAACAAGGGACCUCCUACCGGAGAGAGUUCCAGGCCCUGCCGGGCUCACCUGCCUUAAUGUGUAGGAGGGCCUCCUCCUCUGUGCAACUGGGAGACUGCAAGCUGGGCUAUGGGCUCAUGUUUUCAGACCUGAAACAGACCCAUAGGCCCCAGGGGCUGCCCCCAGACAGGUAUGACAAGGCUCAGGCCGCCACUCACAUCCACCAUGUGAAUAUUCGUCCUGGAGACGGCCUCUUCCACGACAGGACCACCAUGACCGACCACUUCUACGCCCGGGAGCCAAAGCCUUUUGUUCUUCAUGGGGAUCAGACUCCGAAGUCCCACAUCCUGAAAGGAAAUUGGCACCCGGGCCCCGGCAGCCUCAGCACCUCCAUGCAGUUCUUCCACGGCCAGGUACCACCAAGCACCCAACCACCUGGCCGCCACAUGACCCAUGAGAAUUUGAAGUGCCACGUGAUCCUAGGAGAGGAGAAGCUGCUGGGACACUUUUUCCAGACCACCACGGGCUCCCAUUACUGCCCCCAGCAUGUGGAGGGGUCACAGAAGAUACCCAGCCUCCAAAUGACACAAAGCAACCUACCCAAGGGCACCUGUGAGUUCGAUUUUCUAACCAUGAACCAGAAGAUGCUGAAGCCGCACGGAAGAGCUAAAGCCCUGGUGACCAAAGAGUUGUUACAGAAGUGCAAAUACAGCCACCUGGAGCCCCCGCUGGGUGGACAGCGCUUCCUCUCAACCAACUACCAGGUUGACUUUCCUUUCAAGUACCAAGGCCCAGUAGUACUGAAGACGAUGAAUUUCCAGGAAAGCCACGUGCCCCUGGGCACACCUCGCCAGCUGGGCUGCAGGCGCAGGAAGGUAGAUCCUCAGACCCCACAGAUGCCUAUGUACCCAUGCCUCAGCCAGUAGUAAAUGUCACCUUGAUGGCAUCCUGUCCCAUUCCAUUAGUCGUCUGUUAAAGAGGAUGCUUGGAUGAGUGGGGGCCAGAGGAAGGAAUCACACUGGAGAGAAUGUCUCAUUCGUUCCAUGGAGAAAACCCUGGAUGCCUGACCAGACACAUCGGCAAACCUUGGGGUUACUCUGAAUGAUGUGAGAGUAUAGAGUCACAGUGUGUGACACAGGCAUUGGGGUGGGGGUUCAGGAUGCAGGCUCCUGGGCCCCGCUGGACACGAUCCACAUCCUGACUCCUCCAGGUCCUGACUUCUCCAAACUUUACUGGAAGACUGGGGUUAACCUUGCUGGACCCCAUUUUCCUAGCAACUGAUCUGCACCUACCCCGAGCGUCUAGCUUUCCCCAGGACAUAAUUCUGCAAACCGUCUCUUCCUAAUGAGAGUCAUUGUUACCUUAACCCCUGUGAGCUUGAUCUGUAAAAUGGAGCAAAAGAGCAAAUCUCUCAUGAGAUCCUUACAACCGACGGGAAGCUGAGCAGUGCACUGGUUGGCCACAUGACCAGCCCUCAGAUCAGAGCAGCACCCAGGGAAAACCGAAAAAAGCCACAAGGACACAGUGAGGUCCCAGGAGGUAGGUGUGCAGCCAAUCGAAAGUCAGAAGGAAAAAGGUGGAGUCAGGCCCUAAAGCCCCCGAGUGACCAGUACCUUGGACAGCGACCGACCUUUAAGGUCUGGGGUCUGGUGAAGAAGUUACAUCUACCUGGAAUAGCAUGGGCCUUGGUGGCCAAGCUGUAGGCUGUUAUAACCCUGUUUCAAAGAAUGAACCUGGGGCCAGACCUCCAAAGACCAAGGCGCCCCGUCCAACAGCCACAAGGAGCCAACCCUGAGCCUGGUCAGGUGCCCUUUCUCCCUCGGCAUCAGCUCUUCGAGGCCAGGCUCUUAUUUGCACAGCAAGGGCAGGAGUCCAGCUUGGGACCCCACAGGAACAGGAUGGCCCUUUUGGCUGCACUCAUAGAUAGUCCCACACUGACCCCAAGAGGGUCUGCUGGCCACAGGACCCUUCUGUGCUUGCCUGCACCGAAGACAUUUUGCAAGACGCUGCUCCGAGUUGUGUUGUGAUAAAUCUGGGUUCUCACUCUCGGCCCCGCUGGCAUCUUGGGUCAGAUAAUUCUUUGUUGGAGGCUGUCCCUGUGUAUCACAGGGUGUCCUUGAUCCAUUAGUUGUUAAUAGCGUACCCCACCACAACAGGUAUUGCCAAAUGUCCCCCACGGUGAGGUGUGGUGGAAAUUGCCCUGGUUGGGAACCACGGCAACAGAACAUCCUGUUCUGGUGAAGCUAGUCUGCCUUUUGACCAGAUAACUAGAACUUUCCUUUCUGCUUUAGCUGCUAGGAAGCUCAGGUCUCUGUAGCUCCAGUUACAGGGCUGCUUGUGCUCCUGUCUAGUUCCAGGGAUGGUUUCCCGCAGCCCAGAGGCCAGGUGAAAAACAAUGGGUGGGAUUUCAGCACAACUGGAAGCAUUUCCUAGUCAUGGAACUGAGCAGCCCGGGGUGGCUGGCCAAGGGAGAACAGGCACACUACUGGAAAUGUUCAGUGAGCAGGGGAAAACACUACAGGAUGAUUCUGGGUGUAUUUUUGAAUUUACACCCAUUCCUCUAUUACAUUUAGCACCCCCCCACACACACACACACCAAGGCUUCUGACCAGGAUGAAUAAAAGAAGAUUGAAAGUGGGAAAACCAAUUACUUUUUAAAGGAAAACAAUUUCAUCAACUGUAAGCAGCACCUGGCAACAGGACUCAGACCUGUCAUUUUCCUGUCUUGGACAGGUGGUUUCAAGCUCUGAAAUUCCUCAUUUCCUCAGCUGUGAAAUGGGGACACAAUAGUUCCUCCUUGGUAGACAGAGGGAUUACAAGGAUUAAAUAAAAUGUGGCUGUGCUUGG